This is a messenger RNA of Impatiens glandulifera, 846 nucleotides long. Its product is annotated as glycine-rich RNA-binding protein 4, mitochondrial-like. Lineage: Eukaryota; Viridiplantae; Streptophyta; Magnoliopsida; Ericales; Balsaminaceae. The record is from RefSeq and is a predicted model, not a curated record. The coding region runs from base 146 to 601 and encodes 151 amino acids. Gene Ontology annotation, molecular function: RNA binding. The transcript has 5 exons.
UGUUAAAAAAGAUAUUUUUUUUGCUUAAAGCACUCGCUUAUAUAAAUGCUGGAAGCCGAACUAAACCCUAGCCGCUCUGUCUCUGCUGAUCUUCACUGUCUCUCUUCUCUCAGAUAUUAACCAGAAGAACAGUAAGACGUUUUCAAUGGCUUUCUUAAACAAGCUUGGUGGUCUCAUGAAACAAACAGUUAUGCAGAAUGUUGGAUCGAUGGGAAAGGUUUCUUCUCCAUAUGCAUUUAACGCUAUCCGAUUCUCAUCUACCAAUAAACUGUUUGUUGGAGGUCUUUCUUUUGGAACUGAUGACAACUCUCUUAAGGAUGCAUUUACCAGCUUUGGUGAUGUCACUGAAGCAAGAAUAAUUAACGACAGAGACACUGGAAGAUCACGUGGAUUUGGAUUCGUGAGCUUUGUUGAUACUGAAUCAGCUUCUGCAGCUCUACAAGCAAUGGAUGGGCAGCCACUUCAAGGCCGAAACAUUCGUGUCAGCUUCGCUAACGAGAGGCAGGGUCCACCCCGUGGUAAUUUUGGUGGUGGCGGCGGUGGCGGUGGUGGCUACCGUGGUGGUGGUGGUUACCGUGACGGAGGUGACGAUGGGUUCUAAGUUUUAUCAUCUCCUUAGUGCUACAAGAUGGGGUUUGUCCGAUUAAUUUAAAUUUCUAUGGUUUAAAGUGUAGUAGUAAGCACUACAUUUUUCUUCACUUAGAAUUUCUAUUUUUUAAAAAUAGAAUGUUUUUGGUGUGUUUGUUUGCUUUCUUUCUAAUGAAUUCUACAACGGUUGAAUGUUGUAUUGGCUGUUGUAAACCUUUGAGGUGAUUUUGAUAUUAAAUCUAGUUUGGGUUUAGCAUA